Syngnathus typhle (broad-nosed pipefish) is the source of this 880-nucleotide messenger RNA. RefSeq names its product hairy-related 12 (gene her12). Gene Ontology annotation, molecular function: DNA-binding transcription factor activity, RNA polymerase II-specific; protein dimerization activity; RNA polymerase II cis-regulatory region sequence-specific DNA binding. Gene Ontology annotation, cellular component: nucleus. The record is from RefSeq and is a predicted model, not a curated record. Gene Ontology annotation, biological process: regulation of transcription by RNA polymerase II; regulation of neurogenesis; anterior/posterior pattern specification. The coding region runs from base 49 to 486 and encodes 145 amino acids. NCBI's taxonomy places the organism in Eukaryota, Metazoa, Chordata, Actinopteri, Syngnathiformes, Syngnathidae. The transcript is spliced from 2 exons.
GAACGAAACUGUCAGAGAAGAAGCUUCUCUUCUACACUUGCAUAAGACAUGGCACCUUGCUCCUCCAACUUUUCCUUCAUACAACACGCUGGGAUCUCAGACAGGGACAACAUCAAAUUGAGAAAGCCCGUCGUGGAGAAAAUGCGUCGAGAUCGCAUCAACAGCUGCAUCGAGCAGCUCAAGCUAAUCCUGGAGAAAGAAUUCCACAAGCAAGAGCCUAACUCCAAGCUGGAGAAGGCCGACAUCCUGGAGAUGACCGUCAGCUUCCUCAGGCAGCAGCUGCAGCCCGCUGCCAGCACGGUCGGCAGCGGCAACUACAGCCGGGGUUACUCUCACUGCUGGAGGGACUCGUUGCACUUCCUCUCGGCGGACCCCGGCAGCACGGUGAUGGUCCAGAGGGACCGCGGCUCUUCUCCAGUGUGCUCGCCCGGCAGGGGCACCAGGCUGCAGGAGAGCCAUGGCAGCGCUGUGUGGAGGCCCUGGUAGAAGACCUGGACCCCUCCUCACUUAGGAGGAACUACAUCUCCAGCCCUGCUUUUUCCUCAACGUCUCAUCAUAUUGAUGGAGACAAAAAAGCCACAGCCCUCACUUAUCUUGAAAACAUUUACUUUGACUGUGAUUCACCAUUCAACCUCUUUUUCUCUGGUUUUGCGUGAUGAUGGUUUUGUUGACUCGUUUACUCCAGUGGAGUUUGAUAUCUUGCCCGAUUGUAACAGUGUAUCUCUGCCAUAUUGCGUCGUACUGACCGCCCGUGUUGAGAAUAUUUCUCUCUUAUCGUUGGAUGCCAAAUUGUGUCAUGAUGAGUGAUGUGACGUCUGUGGCUGUGUGUGUGUGUGUGUGUGUGAACGUGUUACUCUUUUUGCAAUGACCUUUAUGCAUU